AGCAGUAGACGGCCUCCGACACCCACAUCACUCUCACAACAACGAUGGUGUUCUUUGUGUGUAGCAACUGCGGUGACUGCCUCAAAAAGUCCGCGGUCGAUAAGCACUGUUACCGCUGCAACCCGGACUCGGUCUCGUGCAUGGACUGCAACUCGACGUUCUUCGGCAACGAUUACAAGUCGCACACAAAGUGCAUCUCUGAGAGCGAAAAGUACAAGUUUGCCAACGGCCGCAAGCGCAAGCCGGCAUCGGCGCCGACGCCCACCCCACCGCCGGCCAAGAAGCCCAAGGCUGCGGCCAAGAAGCCCAAGGCCUCUCCGGCCGCCGCCAGCACCGCUGCUACUGCAGUGACUUUCCGCUGGAAGACUGCACUCCGCCGCGCGCUCCGCGCUGGCCCGAUGACCAAGGAUGCACUGCGGACAAAGGUUCUUGCCACCAUCGCCGCCGCGGUCGCCAAUGGCAAGGUUGUCCAGGGCUCAGCCCCGUCUGUCUGCGACGCCCAGUUUGACGCCAAGCUCGCUCGCAACCUGAUGAAGAACCGCAUCUCGCAGCCGACCGACGACACCUACGUGUGGGGCGCCUCGGCUGCUCCGUCGGCUGCGCCGUCUGCCGCACAGUCAUCGGACUCGGACUCGGACUCGGACUCGGACGCGAGCUCUGCUGCCGCCGAUGCCGCUGCCAAGAAGAAGUCGUCCUCCUCCUCCUCCUCUUCCUCCUCCUCGUCGUCAUCGUCGUCGUCAUCAUCAUGACUCGGCUGUGUUGGCCUCGCUUCUACUAGCACCGCCAUCCUUAAAACUCGACAAAGAUCGAAAA
Thecamonas trahens ATCC 50062 is the source of this 813-nucleotide messenger RNA. RefSeq lists its product as uncharacterized. Lineage: Eukaryota; Apusomonadida; Apusomonadidae. Gene Ontology annotation, cellular component: nucleolus. Gene Ontology annotation, molecular function: DNA binding. The transcript is spliced from 2 exons. The record is from RefSeq and is a predicted model, not a curated record. Gene Ontology annotation, biological process: rRNA processing; negative regulation of transcription by RNA polymerase II. The coding region runs from base 45 to 749 and encodes 234 amino acids.